Messenger RNA from Protobothrops mucrosquamatus (brown spotted pit viper), 839 nucleotides. RefSeq lists its product as uncharacterized. Lineage: Eukaryota; Metazoa; Chordata; Lepidosauria; Squamata; Viperidae. The record is from RefSeq and is a predicted model, not a curated record. The annotation marks the transcript as partial. The transcript has 4 exons.
UCAGCAGCCCAUAUAGCCUUGAUGUCUUUGAAGGCCAUCUAUAUUGGACAUCUAAAGAAAGAGGAGAAGUCUGGAAAAAAGACAAGUUUGGAAAUGGAGAAAAAGUCAAACUGUUGACUAUAAACCCAUGGCUCACUCAAGUCCGGGUCUAUCACCAACACAGAUGCAACCAGUCAGUGUCCAAUCCAUGCAAAGAUGUCUGCAGUCACCUCUGCUUGUUGAGACCUGGGGGAUAUACCUGUGCUUGUCCACAAGGGGCUCGUUUUGUGGAAGGCAGCUCAGUAGAAUGUGACGCAGCUAUUGAAUCUCCGCCAACAAUGCCCCCGGCUUGCAGAUGUCUGUAUGGAGGAACAUGCUAUUUUGAUGAAAGCGAGCUUCCUAAAUGCAAGUAUGUCUUUGUGGAUGGAGCAAGAAAGACUUUAACAAGCCAAAUAACAUGCGGGGAUGGCAUUGUGUAUGUGGCCGCACCGGACCUCCGACGGCCAAAGACCAAGUCCAAGCCGAGAUCUUCCAAGCCGGAACAGGACCAGAACUGGACCCUCCAGGGCCAGAAGCCUGGGAGCGAGGCCGGGGGAAAGCCAAGGCCCAGGCCUCUACUGCCAGGCUGUCCGGAUCCUCCCAGCUACUGCCGGAUGCACCAGGCCCAGAUCAAAUACGGGCCGGAGACGGGCCGAAAACAGGCCGAAGACGAGCCGAAAACCGCCGCCCGGCCGCCCGGCCGCCCGAGUCCAGGCCACACCGGAGCCGCCGACGGCCAAAGACCAGGUCCAGGCCGAGAUCUUCCGAGAUCUUCUGAGUCAAAACGGGGCCAGAGCUGGACCCUCCAGGCCGAGAGCUAG